Molecule: messenger RNA, 1701 nt
Organism: Aspergillus novofumigatus IBT 16806
Lineage: Eukaryota; Fungi; Ascomycota; Eurotiomycetes; Eurotiales; Aspergillaceae
Product: NAD-dependent epimerase/dehydratase family protein
Exons: 2
Coding region: 379-1581 (400 amino acids)
Biological process (GO): beta-D-galactose catabolic process via UDP-galactose, Leloir pathway
Cellular component (GO): cytosol
Molecular function (GO): UDP-glucose 4-epimerase activity
Source: RefSeq, a predicted model, not a curated record
GUGCAAACGUCCACGACGGUGAGACUGGGAUUAGGCAAAUAAUGGUGGCAUGAUAAGGAAAGUAUAUUCCUCGUAUGAAUCGAAUUGUUUCAGGAUGUACAGGAUGUAAGGUACGGAGUAAGGUACUUACGGUAUGUAUUGUAUGGCUUAGAGUCAUGGCCUGACAUACCAAUACCAGCCAUGUCUCGGCUAUCAUAUCCAGCUGGAUUGCUUGAGAUGAAAAUAGUAUCAUUGACAUGAAGUCAUGGAAACGUGGAUGCCAUGAUCAUGACGAGGAUGACUGCGAUCCGUUGGACUUAUUGUCUGCGAUGAGCCUUGGGCUGUAGACUGUAGUAAGUCGCUCCUUUGGUUGCUGUGAUAUGGUAUACCUGUCCCAGUAUGACUUCAAGUUCACAUUCUGAAAGAAGCCCGUCUGCUUCUCCUCGGAUCUUUUCUGAAGUCCCAACUCCAGACAGCGAGACGGAUGGCUUUGAUACAUUGACACCAGUCAGUGAUGGCGAGGAGUAUGUCCUUGUCACUGGCGGCCUAGGAUUCAUCGGGAGCCAUACCUGUCUGGAAUUGAUGAAAGCGGGUUACAAUGUGCUCAUCGUCGACGACUUGAGUAACAGCUACCGUCAUGUCUUCUCCCGGAUCCUCCUGGCCGCGAAACUGCACUUUGACGGGACGGAUGGCCGAUGUCCUAAGGCGACACUGUACGAUGUCGACUACCGCGACAUGUCCGCCAUGAGGAACCUCCUCGACACGUAUCAGCUCGACCUAUCCCCAAGACAAUCGAGCAUCAUCGGAGUCAUCCACUUUGCAGCCUUCAAGCAGGUCGAAGAGAGCAUCCACACCCCGCUCAAGUACUACCGCAACAACAUCAACGGGCUCGUCGACCUCCUCUUCCUGCUAGACCAGUACCGCAUCACCGCCUUCAUCUUUUCCUCGUCUGCCAACGUCUACGGCAAACUCGCCGAGAACCGCCCCACCCUCCACGAAGAGGAAUGCACCCAUCAAUCUGAACCCAACCACUUAGGUGCGUCUCACUCCUCCGAAACGAACAUCUCCCAAAUCACAAACCCCUACGGCCGCACCAAACUCUUCGGCGAAGCAGUCCUCGCCGACGUGGCCCGCGCAAACCCCGCCUGGACCAUCGUCGCCCUGCGCUACUUCAACCCAAUCGGCUGCGACGCGUCCGGCCUCCUAGGCGAAGACCCCAAAAUCAAUCCCUCGAACCUCGUCCCCGCCCUCGUGGACAUCCUCACCGGCAAGCGAGACGAGCUCCUUAUUUACGGCAGUGACUGGGAUACACCUGACGGCACCCCGAUCCGGGACUUCAUCCAUGUCACGGACGGCCGUGUUCGAGAUGGGUUCCGCACGUUUAAUCUCGGGACGGGGCGUGGGCAUUCGGUGCUGGAGCUGGUACAGGCGCUGGAAAAUGUGUCCGGACGGUCGAUUCCGAGACGGGUGGUGGGGAGGAGAGCGGGGGAUGUUGGGUCAUGCGUUGCCAGUGCGGAGCGGGCGGCGGUGGAGUUGGGAUGGACGACGGAGAAGUCUUUGAGGGAUGCUUGUGAGGAUUUAUGGGGGUAUUGGCAGGAGUAAUGGGAGGUAUAUUCUAUAGAUCACUAAUAUCAUGUGCUAAUGUGGAUCUUGCACUUCUAAAUAGUAGGUUUGUAGCGAUAUAUAUUGCUUGCUCAUGCCCAUGGAUUUAUGAAUUUUACG